UAUGUAGUAACGUUACAGCACUGGGGGAUGGAUUGAAGGAAGGAAGGCAUGGAUCCCAUUGAAGAAAAAACGAGCAAAGCGGUCGACAUAUAUCGUGAUACAUGGAUCCGCUUCCUAGGCUAUGCCAACGAGGUCGGGGAGGCCUUCCGUGCUCUGGUACCAGUGAGCUUUGUUUGGGGCAGCUACGCUGUGGCCACCGUGUACGUUACUGCUGAUGCUGUGGACAAAGGGAAGAAAGCAGCUGCGGCCCACGGUGACAACCCGGGGAAGACGACGCGGGUAGCGGCGGCAGUGGUGGACACGUUUGUGUGGCAGGCCCUUGCCUCUGUGAUCAUACCGGGCUUCACCAUUAACCGAGUGUGCGCCGCGUCACUGCACCUGCUGGGCAAGACAACGAAGUGGCCCCUGCCCGUCCGCAAGUGGACCACGACAGCUAUCGGCCUCUCUACAAUCCCCUUCAUCAUUACUCCUAUAGACAGGUCAGUGGACUACCUGCUCGAUUCGAGCAUUCGGAAGAUCUACCACGAGGACGAGAAGCAGAAAUGAGGACGGAUCAUCCACCCCGCUGAUACUAGAAACCACUCCAGCCCACGUAGACCUGUUCUUGUUCUCCACCAAUGUGAAGCACUAAAGAAUGCUGAAGAAGAAUUUCAUGGAGCAAGACUCCCCAGUUAGCCACAAAUACAUAUAAUCAAAUAGAUUUUAGUAAGAAAUUACAUCAUUUACAUUCAUAUAAGUAAGUUGAAAGGGAAUUCCUGCUUCAUGAAAUAUCUUUUGGGAUCCUUAACUUGAACCUCAAAGGGCAAUCUUGAUAGCGACACCAAACAAAAGCUUGAACAGGAAUGUAACAGCAUGAAUUAUUUUUAAAUAUUCGCAGUGAAGUUCUUCUUAAAGUAUUCUUCGGCAGGGACACAGUGUGCUGUUAUAUUCCUGUGAUCCUCUUUACAGAGAUCCAUGGUUGCCCUCAUGGUUCAGAGUUAUAAACUCACCUCAUGUCCAGAUGUCGAGGAUUUAAAUACAAAUCCACACUUGCUGUGUUUUAUUAGCCAUAUUCAGUGGUGCUGUGAUGCCAAAAAAGCCAGUUUGCUUUAAUGUCCCUCUUAUUCUUGACUUCCUUAAAGUUCAUCUUUGACUGUUUCUUUCUGAAAACAAAGGUGUCUGUUACUUUAAAUACAUGUUUCAAGUGUCUUAUGCACUUUUCACUAUUUCAUUUGACCUGACUGUUGGUGUUGGGAGCCAAUGUUUGCACUGGGAGCAUUUUAUUUACACCAUGGUUACAAUCCAUAUUAUUCUGAAUGGUAUAUGGUUAUCUUAAACUAAGAAUAUUCAAGUUGAACUCCACAAGUAUUUGAAUUAUUUCUCACCAAUAUCUAAACUGUUGCUCAAUAAGUCUGUAGUCAGACAGUCUUGAUGUACAAUGCUGUAACUUCUGUAGUGUGAAAACAUUCAACAUCUGUAACUAGUUUAAAGCAGCUUUGAAACAUACUUGUAUGUUGUACGUACUAGCGUUGAACUUCUCAAAUACAUGUGGAGGUCAGUGCCACAGAAACGGGUUUAAGGGAUUCUUUUAGCAAUAUGCAGAUUCUAUACGUCUUUAUUAUUUCUUUUCUUUGAGGAGCCAAGUCAUAUACUGUAUCUCAUGCUGAACUAUGCAAAAGGGAACCUGGGAAGAUGUUGUGUACACAUGUGAGCUUCUCAAAUUACAAUUAAAAUGUGAUUUAAAUAAUAUAAGAAGGGAUACUAAAUGUAACAUGAACAUUAGAGAAAGAGGAGCUUGCUGUAUUGGGAAUGGUUAUCAUUGUCAUUUUUUUUCUGUCGGUGUAAACAAGUGUACAACUCGAGCAAUAACUUCUUUCGUGUCGCACAAUAUUCUCUUUGCUGUGAGGGAUGCUGUUCAGUUUAUCGUAGAGAGAGAAAUGCUGGAAAAAAGAGACUGUGAUUUGUAACUCGGGGUGCACCAACAAUGUUUUGACUUGCUGUAGUUCAGUAAUAUUUAAUGACCAGAUCAGGACACACAAUGCACAAUGUUUUUUUUUUUUAAUGUGCGUAAGGCUCCAGUUCAUUCACUCAAGUGAAACUUUUUCCUUCUGUAAGUUUAAGGGUACAGACCUUUAUUUAUGUCGGGUAACUUGACUUGUCAUCGCAGGGAAAGCACACGAGUCCAGAUGGUUUCUUUAAGUGUCCCAGUAAGCCAGUGAUUCAAUGUGUAUGGUAACAUGACUGGGACCCUUUACAUGUAAUGCACACAUCAUCUUAUUAAUGUGCUGCUCCUGCUUUGAUAAGCGUAUUGGUGCAUCCCUUGGGAAAAUCCAUUUAUUCAUGUUCAAUUGUAACACUUCAGACUGUACACAGGACUUCAUUGUAUUUUCCAUUGAUGCACGCGCAAAAUGAACGGUUUAUUUUUUUCAAUGUUUUUCUCAUGUGGCAGUGUUUUUCAGAAGUGGGUUUUAUGAGUCACAUUUUCAGCCUUAACUGAAAAAAAAGGAUCAAACCUCAAACUGUUUUUUGUGUGAAAGCAGCUGUUGAAAGCUGAAGCUCCAUUCAUUACAAUGGUUCUGUAAGAACGUCUGACACACUGGAGAAAUACAAAAUAUAAAUCUGUCUUGAAAUAAAUCAAAGUUUAAAAUACCAUGAUAUCACUUUGUGUGGAGUUCUUGUAAAGUCUAUUGGCUU
Messenger RNA from Anarrhichthys ocellatus (wolf-eel), 2673 nucleotides. It is a transcript of the gene mtfp1, whose product is annotated as mitochondrial fission process 1. Gene Ontology annotation, biological process: mitochondrial fission. The transcript is spliced from 4 exons. Lineage: Eukaryota; Metazoa; Chordata; Actinopteri; Perciformes; Anarhichadidae. The record is from RefSeq and is a predicted model, not a curated record. The coding region runs from base 49 to 546 and encodes 165 amino acids. Gene Ontology annotation, cellular component: mitochondrion.